GACAGCUGGGCAGGUGUUUGUAAACAUCACCACUCGGCGUCCCGUUCAAACAAAGCCUGUGAAAUACAUAACCUUGAAGUGGCCUUUCCAUAUCUACUAAAAUAUAUUUAUUUUUACAAAUAUCAUCAGGAAAAUGUCAAUUAGUGCACCAAGUGCUUUUCUUUUGAAUGUCACGGGUCAGAUUGACGCAGGGCGGUUCUUUGGAGGCGAUAAUCUACACUUAAGCUAUUUGUUUACAUAUGGUCAAGACUGGGAAUAUGUAUGGGGGCUAGAAGAAUGUAUUUCUCAAAUUGCCCGUCGUAGUGAUGAUAGUCGGCAGGUGUUUGUGUGGAACUUCCCUAUAGACAUCACUUUAAAGUCAACUAAUCCUUUUGGAUGGCCUCAAAUUAUCAUCAGUAUAUAUGGAACUGAUGUCUUUGGAAAUGUGGUGAUAAGAGGCUACACUGCCUGUCAUGUGCCCAUCACUCCUGGGACACAUACCCGCAGGCUCACCACUUUUGUGCCAGAAUCUGCAUCCAUGGUGCAGAAAUUGAUAUCUUGGCUCAUUGGACGAAGACCAGAGUUUGUAGAUCCAAAACUUAUCACUCAGGGCAAAGGACGAGAAGUGACACGCGUGAGAUCCCAGGGAGAAGUGACAGUCACAUUUAAUGUGAUGAUGAAGGACUUCAUGAAAUUCGGAUAUGAUUGUGGGGGAUCUGGCAAGACUCCUUAUCUGGCUGCUACAUCCCAACCACAAAAAAAUAUCACUAUGCCAAGAGCAGGACAAAGUGAUGCAUGAUUUUUACUAAAUCUUAAAAAUUCUUCUUUUACGUGUAAUUGUGUGCCUUGCUCCAUUUUUAUGUAUACCUGUAAUUACAAAAUACCGGUACAUAUUCUUCAUUAGUGAAUUAUUCUUGGAGGUUAAAGUACAAGUUUUACACUGUAGCUAUGGCACAAGAUUUAAACAAAGUGUGUUGCAUUUUUUUAUAUUUAUAGCUUAUAAAUGAAUACACAUUUACUAGUGUUACUGUAUACAGUAUGUAUUCAUAAUUUUUUUUUACCAGUGGGAUGUGCAGUGUAAAGAAAUUAGGUGAAACAGUGAGGAAGAAGAGUAAUGGACCUGUGGCUUUGGUCACAAAAUUUUAUACAAAAAAGGGGCGGUGUUUUGAUAUUGUACAUAGCAUAGGAAUAAAAAACAAGAUGAUUAGACCCUGCUCGACCUGCUUGCAUAUGUCCCUAAUUCAAAUAACCAAUACGUACUGCACUGUAUAAGCAAAAAUGAUCCGACAAUAGAAUUUUAUCUUUUUUUUUUUACCUUUAUAUCCAAAAGAGUAAUGUUUGGCAAUCAUGAUGCAGGUUGAUUCAAACUAAAGCCACUACCCUGUAUACAAAGUCACUUAGCAAACUGGAGAUGUACUACUGUCUUUAUAAAUACAGUACAGUAUUAAAUACAAAUACUGUACCAUUAGACAUCAUCAGGUAUACAAAACACUGCUGUUAAAUUUAUGAAAUAUUCAGACUUCAAUCUGAUCCCUUUAGAAAGAUCAAUAUCCAUUUUCCAAAACUAUCCAUAACUCGCACACUACUCGGCGUCAAGGAAAUUGGACUGGGGAUCUUGUACUGUAUAGCAAGUGCUAGUAUUAGAGGGGACAGACAUUAUUUUAUCUGAAGAACUUUACGGUUUGCGUAAAGUGUUGUGUUAAAAGGUCUUCCUUAACAAAUGUGUUCGGAGGGAUGAGAGGAGGUCUGUCACAAACGCUGUGUUGGAAGAGCUUCACCAUUAUGUUGAAUGAUUGGAAGCAGCAGCAUGUUAGUUAAUUAUAUGAUAUGUUGCCUACAGCAGGUCUUCUAGUCACAUCUGCAGCUGGACAUGUAUUCAUAACCUAGCCAUGUCCUUCCCAUGAAUUUAUGUAUGGUAUGCAUGAAUGUCUGCUAAUCAGAUUUUGAGCCAUAAUUUUUAAAUGGGAUGGGUUAAUUUUUGUCCAUGCUUUUUGAUACUUUCAGUCCACAGCUGUGUUUCCUAACCCAUCCAAACAGAACUUAACCUAACCAGUAUUUCAUUCCAAAACAAGGCUUCGAUUCUGAUUGGUGGACAGUCAGCCUAUUUAACGAGCAGAAUUAUAUCUGUAUUUUCCUUUAAUUUAUAUUUUCUGUUAUAAAAAUAAACAAUAUUAACAA
This is a messenger RNA of Homarus americanus (American lobster), 2157 nucleotides long. RefSeq names its product B9 domain-containing protein 1-like (gene B9d1). The record is from RefSeq and is a predicted model, not a curated record. Lineage: Eukaryota; Metazoa; Arthropoda; Malacostraca; Decapoda; Nephropidae. Gene Ontology annotation, cellular component: MKS complex. The transcript has 6 exons. The coding region runs from base 134 to 778 and encodes 214 amino acids. Gene Ontology annotation, biological process: cilium assembly.